Messenger RNA from Leptosomus discolor (cuckoo roller), 237 nucleotides. The record is from RefSeq and is a predicted model, not a curated record. NCBI's taxonomy places the organism in Eukaryota, Metazoa, Chordata, Aves, Leptosomiformes, Leptosomidae.
GGAGGCGCCUUCUAUUUCUUGGAGCACGUGGCUGCCGAUCCUUCCAGCUGGAAGUAUUUUUGGCAGCAGGUCUGCUACCCGACUUGGAAACUCCUCUUUGAUGGAUGCUGCCUAACGAGAGAGAUAUGGAAGAAUCUCGAACAGGCCAACUUCUCGGAGCUGAACUUACAACACAUAAGCAUAGAGCUGCCCUGGACGCCCAUCCGGCCUCACAUCGUCGGCUACGCAGUGAAGUAA